Corticium candelabrum is the source of this 480-nucleotide messenger RNA. Its product is annotated as CARD- and ANK-domain containing inflammasome adapter protein-like. The transcript is spliced from 6 exons. The record is from RefSeq and is a predicted model, not a curated record. Bases 1 to 480 code for a protein of 159 amino acids. Gene Ontology annotation, molecular function: protein binding. NCBI's taxonomy places the organism in Eukaryota, Metazoa, Porifera, Homoscleromorpha, Homosclerophorida, Plakinidae.
AUGGAUAGAAGGGCUUCGAGUAGAGCUCUUUUUAAUGCCGUGUGUGCAAACGAUGUAAAUAAAGCAUCGGCGGCUCUCAAGGAAGGAGCAGAUGUAAACGUAGUGGGAGAGCUUGUAAUCGUAUUAUCGAGAGAGAAGGGAUUCUAUGGUCAUGUGUAUGGUCGUCCAUCAGCGUUGCAAGUAGCAUGUGCUAAUUCAUGGAUUGAAAUGGUAGACUUGCUGCUACAACAUCAAGCAAACAUAAACUAUCAUGACGAAAGGGGUGGAUGGACAGUUCUACAUUAUGCUUGUUUGAAUGGUCAUUUGUCUGUUGUGGAGAAAUUAUUGGCAGCAGGUUGUAAGAAAGAAGCAAGGGCUAGACGUGGAAGGACAGCUCUGCAUAUUGCUUGUCUGUAUGGUCAUUUGUCUGUUGUGGAGAAAUUAUUGGCAGCAGGUUGUAAGAAAGAAGCAAAGACUAAUGCUGUGUGCAAGUUUGAUUAG